AUGGAUUUUGAUUUUAUGCCAAAAGGAAUGAUGAAUGACGAUGGUUCUGCUGACGAUGACGGUGAUGAUUUUAGGCUUAUAUGCCGAAAGAUGAAAACAGAACGAACAGUAGAAUCAUCUGAUCCUCAUGAAAUCGUCAUCGACCCAGUGCAAUUUUGUUUAUCCGCUUGCAAGUGGCGUUGGUCAACUUUUCCGCUGUUUUUUUUUUUCUUAAUUUUUUACUGGUCGUGUGGAAUUGGAGAGCAGCCAUUAGCUAGCAAGCAAAGAAAAAAUACCGAUUACAACAUUCUUGCAAACCAUUGUCAAUGCCUGAUUGAUUCGCCAUUUAUUCAUGAAAUAUUUACUAAAUAUUUUGAGAAUAUUUUUAAUAGUUCCGGUGAACAUCAUUCGACUUUAAUAAAAUAUAUACAGUAUGUUUCGAGGAAAGUCAGUUCAGAGGAUUCUUCUUCUGUCACCCAAUGUUUUGUCUUGCAGAAAAUGUCAGAAAUUGCUAGAAGAUUAGAGGCAGUAAUACUAAAAAUGAGUUUAAUGGAUGAAAAGUGGAGAAAAUGGGAUAAAGAAUACAAAAUAAAAAAGAUUAAUGAAAGAAAAACUGUCGAAGAAGCAGUCCGUGCUGCUAUCGAUGUUUAUGAUGCUGAUAAAACUGGUUUACAUGACUUUGCUCUUGAAUCUGCUGGUGGUACAGUACUUUUAAAGAAAUGUUCGCCCACUUACGAAAAUGCAUGGCGUUAUCAAAAAUAUCUUGGGAUACCAUUUUUUCAAGAAACCAUAUCACCAAGAAUCGUCAUACAGCGCAGAGUUGGACCAAGCACUGGUGACUGCUGGUCUUUCAAAGGCGAAGUUGGUCGAUUUUCGGUACGAUUGAGUCAUUCUAUCAAUGUAACUUCAGUAUCAUAUGAACAUUUACCUGCUCAGCUUAGUGCUGAUGGUUCAGUUAGUAGUGCACCUAAAGUUUUUCAAGUUUGGGGUUAUGAUGAUGAGGAUGAAAUGAACACUCGUCGAAUGCUGGGUGAAUAUCAGUAUGAAAGUACGGGGCGGCCAUUACAAUUUUUCAGAACACAGGUUUCAAAUUGGGUUUGUUUGCAUACUCAUCUGGCAUAUCCAGAUUUCUUUUGCUAUAGGUCGAUAUUAAUUCCAAAAUCACUAUCAGCUGAAUCUGAUCUACCAAAUGCUUUAAAGAACGGAGUACAACCAGUAGCUUCACAGUAUGAUCGAUUAAAGUACUUAUAUGCUACGGUUUGA
Dracunculus medinensis (Guinea worm) is the source of this 1242-nucleotide messenger RNA. The record is from the annotation of a GenBank genome assembly. Lineage: Eukaryota; Metazoa; Nematoda; Chromadorea; Rhabditida; Dracunculidae.